GACCGCGGGAGGAAGGAGGGCAGCAGCAGUAGCAGCAACAAUUUCCCGCUGACUUGGCGGCGGCUCUCGGGCGGGCAGUACAGCCUCUUUCCCCCCCCCCCCCGUCUCCCUCUCUGUGUCUGCCUCUCCUCCAAGCGCCUCCGUCGGUCGGUCACUCGGCUUCGGCCGCGCCAUUUUAUAGCUUUGGAGGUGUUGAGCUGCAGGUGAAAGGGACAGACCGGUGGCAUGGAGAAAUACGAAAAGAUCGCCAAGAUCGGCGAGGGCUCUUACGGCGUGGUGUUCAAGUGCAGGAAUAAAGACACCGGCCAGAUCGUGGCGAUUAAAAAGUUUGUGGAGUCUGAGGAUGAUCCGGUUAUUAAGAAGAUCGCUCUCCGAGAGAUCCGGAUGCUGAAGCAACUCAAACAUGCCAAUCUUGUCAACUUGAUUGAGGUGUUCAGAAGAAAACGAAGGCUUCACUUAGUUUUUGAGUACUGUGAUCACACCGUGUUAGAUGAAUUGAACCGAUACCCCACAGGGGUACCAGAUCACUUAGUGAGGAGAAUUACGUGGCAAACACUGCAAGCUGUGAACUUUUGCCAUAAGCACAAUUGUAUACAUAGGGAUGUAAAACCAGAAAAUAUCUUAAUUACAAAACAUCACAUCAUUAAACUUUGUGAUUUUGGUUUUGCCAGGAUAUUAACUGGUCCAGAAGAUUACUACACAGAUUACGUAGCAACUCGUUGGUAUCGCGCCCCAGAGCUGUUGGUUGGGGAUACACAAUAUGGCCCUCCAGUGGAUGUUUGGGCAAUCGGCUGCCUUUUUGCAGAAUUGUUAUUUGGAGCCCCCUUGUGGCCAGGAAAAUCAGAUGUUGAUCAGCUUUAUCUGAUUAGAAAAACACUAGGGGAUUUGAUUCCUCGGCAUCAACAAGUCUUCAGUUCAAACCAGUUCUUCAGUGGAGUCAGCAUACCAGUGCCUGAUAUGGUGGAACCUUUAGAAAUGAAGUUUUCAAAUAUUUCACAACAUGCUCUUGGAUUAAUGAAGGGGUGUUUACAUAUGGAUCCAGCUGCUCGUCUAAACUGUGAACAGUUGUUGGAUCAUCCGUACUUUGACAGUCUCAGAAAAGAACUGGAAAUGAGCAAGCAAAAAGCUCUGAAAAGGCGUGUGAAACCACCACGUAGAAAUGCUCCAGCAUUGCAGUACUUACCACAACUUACCAGCAGCAAUAUACCUCCAUCCAUGGAAAGCAAGAAGUACUUCAAGCAGAAAUAUAAUUACCAUCUACCAAAUAUUUAAACAAGUGGCAAUAACGUACCAAGUUACAAAAGAUACGAACUGAAGACACCUACCUGAAGAAACCAAGUGUCCAAAAGAGGUGUUGAGUUUUUAAACUUUUUGGUGGGGACAAUAAAAUGGAGACGUGUGUAAUAGUGUUACCCAGCCUGAGAUUGUAUGCACUUUCUUUAUUAAGUUCAUUAUUUUUCUUUGUGUGUUUAAAAUGAAUGAAAUGAGCAUG
Messenger RNA from Hemiscyllium ocellatum (epaulette shark), 1492 nucleotides. It is a transcript of the gene cdkl1, whose product is annotated as cyclin dependent kinase like 1 (CDC2 related kinase). Gene Ontology annotation, biological process: protein phosphorylation. Gene Ontology annotation, molecular function: cyclin-dependent protein serine/threonine kinase activity; ATP binding. The coding region runs from base 226 to 1272 and encodes 348 amino acids. The record is from RefSeq and is a predicted model, not a curated record. Lineage: Eukaryota; Metazoa; Chordata; Chondrichthyes; Orectolobiformes; Hemiscylliidae. Gene Ontology annotation, cellular component: nucleus. The transcript is spliced from 9 exons.